GGGAGCCACAACACGCGAAUCAUGCUGCUGCUCCUCAUCGUAUCCACGGUCAAUGUGCUGUUUGGUGUUGGAAUGGUUUGCAUGCCCCUGUCAGACAACGGGCCCCACAUCGCCCACGGCUGGGCCCAGGUGGUGCGGCUCAGGCACCUUUACGCCACCAGGCCAGGAAUGCACCUGCUGAUCAGUGAGGGCGGACAGAUCCGUGGUUCUGCCGUCCAGACUCUGCACAGCCUAAUGGAGAUUCGUCCAGUGGGUCCAGGCCGUGUUGCCAUCAGAGGGGUGGCAACCGCAAGGUUUCUCUGCAUAGAAGACGACGGCACACUGUACUCAUCGCAUGCCUACAGCAGAGAGGACUGCAUCUUCAGAGAGGAGAUCUUGCCAGAUGGGUACAACAUCUAUAUCUCUGACAGACAUGGAGUCCUGCUCAGUCUGGGAAACCACCGGCAAAGACUGCAGGGCUUAGACCGAGGAGAUCCAGCCCUGGCCCAGUUCCUCCCCAGGAUCAGCACUCUGAAUCAAAUCCCUUCCCCUGGGGCAAAAAUCGGUGACCGCAUGGAAGAAGCAAAAACAGAAGAACCUGUGGACACAAUAGAUUCAUUUGGAAAGUUCUCUCAGAUCAUUGACAGCCCCAGCUUCCAUAAGAGAUGAGCCUGCAGCUCUAAGACACCUGCUAAUGCAUGUGCCAAGGCGUGUCUGUGCAUUAUUCUCCGAGUGUUGUAAAACCAGCGACUGGGUGCAGCAUUCCUGUACCGGGGAAAGUACCUGCCCGCACUGUUAAGUCCAAAAGACUCCAAGUGACCCAAAAGACUACAAGAGCAGAUCCAACGGAGUGGAGGACAGGUGUAGUGUGCUCUCCAGGACACUGGUACGACAAGGUGAGGGUGCUCACUGACCACAGGCAAACAAAAAGCAACACAAACACAUGCAGGAAAAGGAAUUAGUCAGGCUGACUGAGAAGGAGCGCCGUAAAUGCUGUAACACUAAAGAAAGAGUCCGACGUAUUCCUGAAAUAUGAAGCAGGAUUUAGGCGUAGUGAGGUAACCUCUGCUUUAGCCUUGGGUUUUACUGUCAAUGAGGUGCUCUUUUCACAUCGCCACAGUAAAUUAUGCUCUGGAGCAGAUAGUGUUCAACAUAAGCAAUCAACAGAUACAAAACCUUGGUGCAGGCAAUGAGAGGGUUUCUGGUUUGUGAACACUUUUAAAGACUUUUCCUGAAAACCAUCAAUGGAUUUUUUUUACCCUCUUAUGUAUACAGGAUGUAGCAGUGAUGCUGAUAAGUUGACACACAACUGGAUUUUUUUAUUUAAUUUCAUUUUAUCCUAAUUUAAUUUUUCCCAGCUUUUUACAGACCACUCAGAAUGCUUAACGCUAUAAACUAAACACUUCUUAAUACGACCUUUUUAAUAUUGCUUAGCCUGAUGUUAGUAGUGGGGUAAGUUCAGUCACAGAUACAGACUGAACUUACCCCAUACAGAUGUACAGAUGAGGAUAAUAUGAAUAUGUUGAACUGGCCUCUGUAGGAAAGAAGGCAAGUGGUGACUGAGGGUAGACUAUCUGUCUGAACUGAAGAUGAUGUGUGGAAUAAGAUCAGCACAAAGGAGGAGGCAGUACCUGUUUGGACAUCAUGUUUCCACACUGAGCUCUGUCCAGUAAUGUCUGAAGAACUUCACGACUACAGUAUAAAGUGUAGUUUGUACUGUAAAACUACAGCAAGUGCUUUAGUUUUUAAAUAUCAGUGUCAUUCCUGUUUAAUCGUUGUACCUUCAUAUUUACUCACUAUGUCCUGUUUCCUGUUACAUGUAAGGAUGUAGGAGUGGCUCAUCCAGCGGUUUGCACCUUAAGCUCGACACUGUACACCAGUUUGUCACAGACACUUUCAUCAGUGUGACAGUAUGUGUGUGUGAUAGAUUGUUGUAUAAAGCCUGUGAGUGCUCCAGGGAAGAAUCAGUCCCGCACUUUGUACAUCAUAGAUCAUAUAUCCAGUGAGGUGCUUUAAAUAUGUACUAAUUUAAUAUGAUAAACCAUUUCAUGCUUGGUCACUGUGUAGUUUUGUUGCUCUUAGAUAUAUUUUAAUUUUUUUAAUAUAAAUAAUCAUUUGCACAACACACAAAGUAUAUCAAAGAAGCACUAGCAGUGUAUAAUCCCAACAGGCUAUGUGCUGCAGGCUUUUAAGGUGGCUAUAAAUAAACAAUUGCUUAAAUACCUGGUACUAUAUCCCGCUGUUAAAGUUCAUUACAGGCCAACAGUGCUUUUACUUUGAAACUUCUUAAACGAGCUGUUUUAAAUUGUCCAUGGUUUAUUUGAAGAAUUUCAGUGAGGGUUUAGAGCUCAUCAUCGCACAGAAAAACAUUUUAAUAAAUAUGAAGAGGUUAAUAAAUGAAAGUCUAAACAUGAUACUAUACGCGGCUUAAAUCUAAAUUGGAUGCAGGUAUUGUGCUAUGGGGGUAAAGAUUUUCUGUAUCUGUCCUUGUGGUGCUGAGACAGAAAGAGAUGUUAGAGAAAGUGUUCACCUGCACCCCCAGUAAUUAUCCACAGUCACAGAGCUCUGCACGACCUCUGCUUCAGAAAGAGCAUCAUUGUUGUCAGCUCGCAUCCAGCUCCAGCACUUUAAGCCUGCCUUGCCUGGAUUACAGGUGCUGAUGGCCAAAUGAAGCUUUGAAGCUUGUGUUGAAAUACGGUUCAUUACUCGAAGCAUUUCAACACAGUCCUCUCUGCUGACAUCUGGUGGCCAAAAAUAUGAAGAGCAGCUUGAAACUACAAAAUAAAACGAGCUGCUUCAUUAUGACUGCAGAGUGGAGCUCUGUCUGUUAUUGGGCCGCCGUUGUGUUGCUUUGAACAUGUAU
Molecule: messenger RNA, 2842 nt
Organism: Haplochromis burtoni (Burton's mouthbrooder)
Lineage: Eukaryota; Metazoa; Chordata; Actinopteri; Cichliformes; Cichlidae
Gene: fgf19
Product: fibroblast growth factor 19
Exons: 3
Coding region: 22-648 (208 amino acids)
Biological process (GO): positive regulation of cell population proliferation; fibroblast growth factor receptor signaling pathway; cell differentiation
Cellular component (GO): cytoplasm
Molecular function (GO): fibroblast growth factor receptor binding; growth factor activity
Source: RefSeq, a predicted model, not a curated record